Molecule: messenger RNA, 872 nt
Organism: Raphanus sativus (radish)
Lineage: Eukaryota; Viridiplantae; Streptophyta; Magnoliopsida; Brassicales; Brassicaceae
Product: ethylene-responsive transcription factor ERF008
Exons: 1
Coding region: 239-745 (168 amino acids)
Biological process (GO): regulation of DNA-templated transcription
Molecular function (GO): DNA-binding transcription factor activity; DNA binding
Source: RefSeq, a predicted model, not a curated record
UUGGUUGUCUUCUCUGUCUUGUAAUAUAAAGAAGCUCAAAAAAUCUUAAAAGUGUUUUAAUUUUUAUUGCAAGUGUCGGUGAAUUCCCAAAGCUUCUCUUCUUUCUUCUCCUCACGUCUUUAAACUCUCCUCCCUUCGCAUGUAAACCCUUUCGCCGCUCAACAUAUCUCUUUUUCUUUCUUUCUUAGAUCAAGAGAAGAAGAAAAAACGCCGAUGAUUCUGUGAUUUUUUCUUUUCAAUGGAGACGGGAGCGAAAGUGACGGCGGCGACGAUGGGGAUAGGGACGAGGAAAAGAGAUCUGAAACCGUACAAAGGGAUACGGAUGAGGAAAUGGGGGAAGUGGGUGGCCGAGAUCAGAGAGCCCAACAAGCGUUCCAGGAUCUGGCUCGGCUCUUACUCCACGCCCGAAGCCGCGGCGAGAGCUUACGACACUGCUGUUUUCUACCUCCGUGGUCCUUCGGCGAGGCUCAAUUUCCCGGAGCUUUUGGCCGGACUCACGGGUUCUGCCGGCGGUGGUGGUGGAGAUAUGUCGGCGGCGUAUAUAAGGAGAAAAGCGGCGGAGGUUGGUGCUCAGGUGGAUGCUCUCGGAGUUGUGAAACCUGGUGAGAGUCUCGGUGGUUACGAGGAUAAGGAUAACUGUAGUGGAGUUAAGACCGGUAACGGGUCGUUGGAGCGGGUCGAUUUGAAUAAAUUGCCUGACCCGGAAAAUUCGGAUGAUGACGACCAAUGGGUGAAGAGGAGAUAAUUUUGUUUUAAAAGAUAUAAAUCAAUAAAAAAUGUAGUUGUAGAAUAAGAAUGUUUUGUCUCUAAGAUGCGCCUCCAUGAUGCACCGUGGUCGCUAAGAUGCGCAAUCCAUUUUUACUUUUGUUUCA